Aphanomyces astaci is the source of this 7136-nucleotide messenger RNA. RefSeq lists its product as hypothetical. Gene Ontology annotation, cellular component: membrane. The coding region runs from base 1 to 7056 and encodes 2351 amino acids. Gene Ontology annotation, molecular function: protein-containing complex binding; monoatomic ion channel activity. The record is from RefSeq and is a predicted model, not a curated record. NCBI's taxonomy places the organism in Eukaryota, Oomycota, Saprolegniomycetes, Saprolegniales, Verrucalvaceae. The transcript is spliced from 9 exons. Gene Ontology annotation, biological process: monoatomic ion transport; transmembrane transport.
AUGACCGAGCGAGCGAUGCCGACCCGCGGCCCAAGCCGGUUGAGCCAUGCGAGUUUCUUUGGUGUGAUGCGGUCUUCACAGGACAUUCGCAGCCGCAUCAACACCCGCAAACUGUCGACCAGCGUCAUCAUGGUCGUGCAGCAGCGCCAGAAUCGGUGGACCAUCGACGCAGAGUCCACGUGGCUGAGCGUGUGGAACUUGGUGCUCAUGGUGGCCAUCUUCCACGCCGUCUUCUGCGUGUCGUUCUUGCUGUCGUUCCAACUCCACGACGACGUGGCUGCGACCCACGUCCGCCUCGACGUCCUCGAGUGUCUCUUUGUCAUUGACAUUUUCGUCAACAUGCACACAACUUUCUACAAGAACGGCAACGUCGUCAUGGAGCUGUGGCGCACACGAACCAAAUACGUGUGCUCGACGGCGUUCAUCUUGGACUUGGUGCCGUUGCUGCCCCUGCGGCGCUGCUUCUUCCUCGACCCGGUUGAUCCCAUGGCAAAGUUCGUGGACCUGGUCAAGUUGCUAAGACUCGUUCGACUGCCCAAGUGCAUUCUGCACGUCGAUCGGCUCUUCGCCAAGUACUUUGCCAUGGUCAAACUCGUCAAGAUCGUCGCGGCGUGCGUGGCGGUGUCGCACGUGUUGGCUUGCAUGCGGGGUUGGUUUUACCCCAACCAACACCACAACCAACACCGGCGCCGCCUCUCGGGGUCGUCUACGGCCGCAGAUCCGUGGCUCCCCGUCCCGAGCACGUCCCCCGGGCUAGAGUACCUGGCGUCGGCAUUUUGGUCGUUCGGUUUGCUUUCGGGCCUGUUUGAAGGGGAAGUGCCCCACACGAUCAACGCGUGUCUUCUCACUUUGGUCGUCAUGUUCUCGGGGGUGUUUUUGUUCCCGUACAUUUGCGGCACGUUCUUCAUGAUCUCGAAAUGCUCGUCGCAGCACACGGAAGCGUUCGACGCCAAGCGCAACCAGCUCAAGUACAUCCUGGCGUACCAUCGUGUGCCUGCCGACGUCCAGCAGCGCGCAAUCGAGUACAUUGAGCACGAACACAACACGGGCGAUGCCCUGGACCGGCAAUACUUAAACCAACUCACGCCCAGCGUCGUGCGAGACAUCAAGGUCUCCGUGUACGAGAAGAUGCUGUCCCAUGUGCCGCUCUUUCGGCCGUGCGGUCCCCACUUCAUCCACGCGCUGGUGGCGCUGAUGGAAACGACGUCCGUGCCAGCCAACUACGUGCUGUGCCGCGAGGGCGACGAUGCCGACGCCAUGUACUUUGUGCAGACGGGGGUGUUGCAACUCACGAGCGCCCAGGCCGCCGUCGAGCCCAAGGAGCUUCGAAAGGACAUGUACUUUGCCGAGCUUUGUCUCGUUGUGCCCAAACAACGCAUUCACACUGUCACAACCGCCACGUUUUGCGUUUUGCAUGCGCUGACGCGAACCAGUACCGCCGUGGUACUGGCGGCGUAUCCGCAUUGGGCCGAGCGGAUCCGAGAAGCAGCCGCAAAGAUGCUGGCGCUGGACACGAUGCGAAGGACACUCCAUUCCCCAGACGACGCCGCCGCAGCCGCCGCCAUUGCAGCAGCCGCGGUGGUGGUCAAGCGGUCCAAGUGGCCGCGGCUGCUGCGCCACCACACGAUCCACCGCCACGGACGCAGGCGGUUCAUGUGGCUUAUAUGUCUCCAAGCGAUUCAGCUGCACCACGCCGUGUCCAUUCCGUUGCACAGUUGCUUUCCAGCGAUUUACUUUUCAGCCACCCUCACUAUCGUCAACACCAUCGCAGAUCUGUGUUUGUGGUUAGACAUGUACGCCAACUUGCACUUGAGCUACGAUCACGACGCCGAGCACAUUGUGGACGUCCAGCAAUGCGCGCGGCACUACCUCCACACCAAGGCCCCAUUGCACGUGAUCUCGACGCUGCCGUGGUGGGUGUUUGCCCCCAGCUACCACACAGUCCUUCGACUCCCCCGCUUGCUUCGGCUAUGGGACUUUACCAGUCAACUCGACGAGAUCUCCCACCACGUCACGUUGGAUGGCCCCAAGCGCACCGUCCUCCUCUGCCUUCUCCUUCUCAUCACGUACCACGUAACAAGCUGUCUGUACUUUUGCAUGACGCAGGUCGACGGGUACAGUUCGCGGCCUGGACAAGACUGGCUGCCGCCUCUUGCGUUCAAACUGUCGCCUUGGAACGACACACACAUGGUCGAUGGACUGAACCAAAUGCACGAGAUCGGAUCACCUUCAUACGUUGAGAUCAUAUGGAGCCAGUACUCGCACUCGUUCUACUACGCCGCGUCGGUAAUCACGUCCCUCGGCCGAGGGAUCGAACCCGACAGCGUGCAUCAGUACAUGUUUCACUACCUGUUUAUGGUGUUUGGGUUUGUCUUCAUGGCGUACAUCAUCGACGAAGUGCAAAAAGGCAUCACGGCGUCGGCGGUUGAACAAGUCGCGUUCCUAAGUCGUCGGUCCAACAUCCUGUGGUUCCUCCAACAGCAGCAUGUGCCUCCCCGUAUCCACCGGCGCGUGAAUUCGUUUCUCGAGUUCUGGUGGAGCGCCCACCGAGGGGCUGACGUCAACGCCCUCGUCGCCCCCCUCCCCCUACAGACGAAGCGAGACAUCCUGUCGCAUGUUUGCCACGCCGUCCUCGGUCGGUUUCGGCUUUUUCACGAUGACGACAGCGCCUUGUUCAAGACAAUGUCGACUGAGUUUGUAGACGCGAUCCACAUUCGACUGUACGGCCAGGGCGAAACCAUCUUCUCCGCGGGGGACUUUGCCAAUGGCGUGUACUUUCUCGUCGAAGGCCGCGUGGCAGUCCACACGACACCGCCCCAGAGGGUGGCCAAGGGUAUGGCGUUUGGCCUAGCGGCCUUUUCCGAAGGAACGACCGUGUUUUACGAACAUACGACCGUGGCGCUCAGCGGAUGCAUCGUGGCCUUUCUGCCCCACGGGGGCCUUCGAACGCUGCUGCAUCUGGUGCCAACAUUCCUGGACGACUUGCGGAGACCGCCAGCCGACACGUCGCAUCGAGGGAUGGCCUCCCAGAUGAGUGUCAACCACACCAAUAGUCGAUGGCCACUCUUGACGCAGCCCCCUGAGUCAACGGCCAUCGAUCCGGACGCACCCGUCGUGCUCGUGUGGGAAGUGUGCAUGUUUGUCGCCAUGAGUUACCAAUGCAUUGGCGUGCCAUUUCGCAUGACAUUUGGCCCAGCCCAUGAGCUGUCGGAUUCGGCGGACAGCGUGGUCAUGGCGCUUGAGAUUCUCUUUCUGCUGGACAUGGUGCUUCGGCUGCACUUGGGGUACUACGAAUACGGCAACAAAGUGAUGGACCGGCGGGGAAUUCGGCGGCGCUACGUGCGGUCUGUGGCGUGUCUGUUGGACGUGGUGGCGAUCGUGCCGCUGCAAGUGGUCAACUGGGCUGCGUCCAGUGACCUCCAGUCCGAGUCGUGGAACGCCAACAAGCUCGUGCGCAUGUACAAACUGUCGUCGAUGCUGUCGCGGUUCGAGCAGCGAUUUGUCACGCUCAACAUCCAAGUGCGUCUGUUCCAGCUGCUGUUUUACACGUUCUUUCUCAGCCAUUGGGUCGGGUGCCUCUGGUAUAGCUUUGCGUCCAACACGACCGACCUAGCCGGAAACAACAACGCGACCACGACAACAACGUUUGGGCUGAAUCCGUGGUUGCCCCCCGCCGCGCUCGAAAACAACACAAUCACAUUCCAGUACUACGCGGCCCUCUUUUGGGGCUUCGGGACCAUGUCGGGAUGCUCCCCUCGGAACCUGCCUACCACGACCGUCGAGCGGUUCUUCAACGUGUUUGUGAUCCUCGUGGGGGUAUUUCUGUUCUCGUACGUACUGGGCAAUUUGGCCGACAUCGAAAAGGUCGUGGACGGCAACAACCGCGACUUUUACGCAAAGUUGAGUACGUUGCGGCUGUUCCUGACCAAGUACAAGUUUCCCCUCGAAGUGGAGAAGCGCAUCAAACACUAUUUUUUCUACCAAACAUUCCAUUCCAUCCACCAAGAACCGAUCCUCAGCGCCUGUCUACCGCCGUCGCUCGUCACGGACACGCGCAUGUUUCUCCUGCAGCCCAUGAUCGACCAAGUCAAUUUCCUCCGAGGCACCGACGCCCCCUCCCGCCAAGCCGUUCGCAUGGUCGUGUCGCUGCUUGUUCAGCAGCUCAUUCCCCGCGGUAAAAUCAUUUGCAAACAAGGCGACGUGGGCCUUGAAAUGUACUUUGUGUUUGCGGGUUGUCUGGACGUCCUUGUCACGGAGACCGCAUACGGGCCGCCGCCGCCGCCGUCCUCCUCUGCCAUCACCCCCCUGAAGACUGCCAAGCUCCCCAAGGCGCAAUCCUUUCAGACCCAGCUCAUGGAGUCCAUCGUCCAGCGAUUUCAACGGUCCCCGGUGAAUCCUGCGGCUUCGACACGCCCCACCUUUCGUCGGUCCGUGAGCAUGCGUUUCAGCGACGCGUCGUCGUCACUGCGGUCGACCAGCGGGACGGUCCACGUCAAAGUAAACGAGAUCCUCCCGGGAAGUUACUUUGGCGAAGCGUCACUGUUUUCUGACAAGCCGCGCAACGCCAACAUCCAGGCACGCACGUUUUGCACCGUGUACACGCUGUCGCGCCAGCAUUUGCACGCCGUGUUCAACCUGCAUCCGACGUGGAAACAAACCGUCCUGAACAUCGUCAACGGAUGCCACAAUAAGCGCCAGAACCAGCAAAUCGUCGCGAAGGUUGGCCACACCCUCACGGCGUCCGUCAAAGCGAAAACGCGCGUGGCCUUAGUGGUGCCGAAAGUCGCUCGAAAUGUCAGCACGUCCAUCCUGGCGAACAUCAACGUUCUCUAUACCAAGACCACGGCCACCGUAGUGACCCAGCGCUGGCCCCUCAGGGCCCUACUGCAAUACGUCGAGCGCAUCGAAGUGCAGUCGCCGCUAUACAUCCGAUGGCUUCAACUGCUCUCCGCGUGCAUUGCGUACCAAGCGCUAUACAUUCCGUACACGAUCUGCUUCGAUGUGGUCGUGGUCUCAGGGGCGGUGACCCAAACCACCACGAUCCUCAAUGUCGCCACCGACUUGGCGUUUCUGUUUGACAUGUGGUUCCGCCUACAUCUGGUGGCCAAUGACACGUCGGUCGAGUUUUACGAAGACCCGAUCGUGGGCCCUCACAGCUAUCGGUGGCCAGCCAAGUGUGUCGACCUGCUUAGUGUGUUGCCCCUCGACUACUUGGGCCGUGCGGCGCUAGACAACUCCAGAGAUGACGGGCGAUACCAUCACGUGCUGUACUUUUUGCGCAUGAACCGACUCGCCAAGCUGCUUCGGCUGCCCCACGUCCUCAGUGAAAUUACCCGGCUGUCCCUGGCCAACGACCUCAACUUUCUACGAAAACUCGUCGCUGUCUACGUGUGCAUAAUCUAUUGGAUCGGAUGCCUCUACUUUUGCAUGACGUACGUCGAUGGAUACGGCGACACGUGGCACUCGUGGCUCCCCGUGGACGAGUUUGAAGCGACCAACACGACCGCCAACGACCUGCACCGCCUCGUCCGCGCCAUGUACUUUUCCACAGGCAUCUUCACCAACACUGGCGUGACGCUGCUCCCCACAACUGUGUACCAGUACGUGUUUGUGAUCGCCGUGUGCCUCUUCUGCCUCUUCGCCACGUCCUACUUCAUCGGCCAAGUGUCGACUAUGUUUGUGUGCCUAACGCAACACGAAGUGGAGUUCCGCAUCAACGAAAUGUACACCGAGGCAUACCUGACCCGCACACCCCUCAAGGAUACCCUCCGCCUCCGCUUGUACAAGUACCUCAACUACUGGUGGCACGCCCACCGCGGGGUCCGCCAUGACGACAUCCUGCAGGAGCUGCCGCCUGAAAUCAAAGGCCAGGCCAUCGUGUGUUUGGCCCACAGCGCCCUGACGACGUUUGUCACGACGUUCUUUGCCCCACUGCGAGGCGAAUCAACUGAACUGGACAUGCUCCGGUUUCGCAUUGCGUGUUGCGUGCGGUUGGAGAUCUACCCACACAACGAAUACGUGGUGGUCGAAGGUGACAUUGCACGCACCAUGUACUUUGUCGUGUCUGGCAGCCUCCUCACCACGCACCACAACAACGACAGCACCAUCCACCGGUACCGCGAAGGGCACUACUUCGGGGAAACCAACUUCCUCACGGCGCCGUCCGCGCCGGUGUCUGUCAAGACUUUGCGGGCAUGUGAGCUCCUGGCGCUCACCGCCACGGGCCUCGUGAACGCAAUGGAAGGCGUGCCGCAUUUCAAGGCGGCGUACCACAUGGUGCUCAAGAUGUACGGCGAUGGACACAAGGACGCCGUGGCCAUGGAAGCCAUCGGGACCACGCUGCGGCACCUCAACCCGACUUUCCUGAGCGGCAACGCGCCGACCACCGACCGCGAUUAUUGGGAUGCAUUUCGACGGUUUCUGCAUUUGGUGCACACGUCGCACGCCAAGGAGAUGGAGAUGGAUGUGUCCGCGUCGUACAAGUUCCUCGACUGUUCGUGCUGCCACGGCGCCACGGCGACUGUCCUGUGUCCGAUCUGUCGCGCCAAUUUCUGCACCGGAUGCAACUUCCUCGUGCAUCUAAACACCGAGCGAGAAGCCCACUUGGACGAAACCAAACCCAUCCAUGUCGCCCGCCGAUUGUUCACCAUGUACUAUUUUGCCAAACGGUGGAAGCUUCGCGCCCAACGAGCCCUCGCGAUUCGUCGAGGUGAUACGAAUGGAGGCGGCGCCAUCCCCGCCCUACAUGGCAACACACAGAACAGCACAGGUGCAUCGAUGGCACUGUUGCUUCAGGAAGGCAUUGGGCUUGAUGCCACUCCCGACGUGACAGUGAAAGUUCGGAAGGCUGACCGGAAGAAAACGCAGCAUGGCCAGAAUUUGUGCAGCAAAAGGCCGCGACGGUCGCGUCUGGGUCCAAGUCCAAGUGUGUCCACCGUCCUCAUGUCGUCAACUAGUUCGCUAGCGCCUGGAAUCAUGUCUAUUCCCAGCACGUCGGACAUUCCGUCGAACGCGGCAGCAGUACGGCCGCUGCCGUCAAAAUUAGCGGACACUUGAUGGUGGAUGUAAUACAGUUACUAGUUCAGUAGUACUCUAACUUACGAACACUUGACUGUAAAUUGAGUUUUGAAAUACUG